Fomitopsis serialis is the source of this 435-nucleotide messenger RNA. RefSeq lists its product as uncharacterized. The record is from RefSeq and is a predicted model, not a curated record. The annotation marks the transcript as partial. NCBI's taxonomy places the organism in Eukaryota, Fungi, Basidiomycota, Agaricomycetes, Polyporales, Fomitopsidaceae. The transcript has 2 exons. Gene Ontology annotation, molecular function: protein binding.
UAUGACGACGGCAGCGUCACUCUCAGCUGCGAACACAUGUUGUUUUGUGCGCAUCGCUCAAUGUUGGCCAAACACUCCCUCGUCCUCCGCGAGAUGCUCGAGCUAAGGGUGCAGGAGAACCGCAAACCAGCCGUCUUGCACGGAUAUCCCUGCAUCGCGCUAGACGAUGCAAGGGAGGAUGUACAAACGUUGUUAAAGAUUGUUUACAACGACCGUCGCGUGGAUCGCCUGAGAUUAGCGGCUGACGAACUCCCAUUGCUACCCAGCACUUUUCGCAUGGCCACACGAUUUUGCAUCGAGCACACCCUCGCUGAGGCUUGCACUCUGAUCAAAGAGAGGUGGCCUUCCGAUCUGGAUGCAUAUGAUGCAAGGGUCAUGCUGGAGGAACGGUCUCAGUCGAGUGCCCAGAAUUCGCGGGCUUCCUGGCGGGGAUGA